Molecule: messenger RNA, 2275 nt
Organism: Homarus americanus (American lobster)
Lineage: Eukaryota; Metazoa; Arthropoda; Malacostraca; Decapoda; Nephropidae
Exons: 7
Coding region: 197-1327 (376 amino acids)
Source: RefSeq, a predicted model, not a curated record
ACAUUGACACAAACAUCCUCAGCAAGAUCAGCUCAGCUGGCCAGUUAUCACGCGUCAUCCUGCCACGUGACACCAAAUCGACAGUGAUCUCUGCUAUACACCUCAUGGUGUUCUUUAUACAGGGGAAAAGAGGCUCUUGACAGUUAUACAAGUAUCCUAUGUAUAAAGCAAAGAAACUCAUCAUUAAACUGAAACCAUGCAGAUGGUUGUCCACGUAUAUGUCUUCAGCAUUGGUCUCCUAGGAUUUGUAGAUACAGCCCAAGAUUGUCUGGUGUAUGACGUGGGCGGUGAUGAUGCUGCGCCUCGCUCUCCACCCAUCACCCUCAACCACCACGUCACCAUUGGUAUCUUCAAGGGCCACCACCGUGGCAAAAACUCUCGGUUUGUGGUCACAACGAAUAGAAGCAGUGGUGGGAGUGUCGAGUUCGAGGUGUACCUUGAGGCUGGGGGGAAAACUUUCGUGUUAAUGUUCAACCGAGGGGAGAUGCGACUAUUGCAGGAGAGUGCACGCAGCUCGGAGAUGGGACGGGCCAACAUUCCCCUUCGCGACACCCCCGGUAGGUGGCAGUAUGUGGGCGUGAUGGUGAGCGGUGGGUGGGUGAUGGUGAUGAGCCCUGAGCGUGGGGAGGAGGCUGUGUUCCAGAUGCAGCUUGGGGUGGACACAGCAAGGUGCCAGCUGAGCCUCUCCUCCACUUCCCGCCUCGCCAUCACUUACAACUGUAUGCCAGGGUGCCCGGUGGUGGUAAGGAGUGGCUCUGUGGUGAGUGAUGAUCUGCCCCUGGUGAGAAGUAGAUCUCUCUACCUCAGCCCCGACGCUGCCCAGUACACUGCUAUAUUCAAGGUUGAGGUGGAAACGGAGAUGGCUAAGGACACGCUACUGCUGGAGGUGCGACGUGGGCUGCUGAGGCCUCAAGAGUGGAACAGGGUAGAUGUUAAUGUGGAAGCUCGACAUGACGAGGUGGAGGUGUGGCUGGAGGUGAACGGUGAGGGAAGGGCCAGUGAUACACUGGGCGGCAGGCUGAUUUCCUCCACUCUUGGUGUGGAGGAACUCGCUUAUGCUUCACUCUCCACGCUCUGCAGGCCUGCCACUCCCAGCCACCAAGGUGUCCUCUCCCGCUGCUGCUGCCGAUGUACUUGGAUGUCUUCAGAGUUCUCCUUAGGCUCAGCAACCUCAGUCACAUCUUCAGAUUGGUCCCCCUCUCCCGUCACGUCCACUUCCACAAAGAGGUGGAACGGUGCUCCUUUUCCUGGUCCAUUGUCGGGCUCCCUGGAUCGGUACGGCCCUGAGUUCUUCCGUGAUCUCCGGUCUGGUCCUCGUCAGUGGUAGGUGACUGCUCCACAGAGUCUUCCCAGGUGUACUGCCUUGGCCCAUGAUACUGCCACAGACUAUUGACGUGGACUACCUCGAUUGCUACUUCCUUCUUCCCUUGAUCUGGUAGGUCACAUCUGAAACGCGUUACACUUCAGUCUAUGGUCCUUCCCAUGAUCUCUGCAACUUCGAUGACUGACCCUUCUUCCGCAGAGGGUUAUACAGCCAGAUUUUAUCACCGUCCUUGUAACAGACGUGGCCUGCUUUGACAUCGUGGUUGCACUUCAUCACUUCACCCGAGAACUCCAGAGCUCUUCGAACAUGAUUGUGGACCUCCGUCAACCUUUCUUGGAGGCUUUUGACAUAACUGGUGGUUUCUUCAGGAAGUUCUUCACCAGGUGGUCUUCCUUUCAGUAGGUCCACUGGCAGCCGCAGUUCGUGACCCACUAUGAAGGAUAAAUUGUUGGAGCAGGUUGCUGACGAAGGAUUGAAGAUGAGUUUCGAAGCUACAACACCACUUGGUUCCUUUUGGAUAAAAGUGAAAGCAGAAUAUCUUGAGCUUACUGAAAUUGCUCUGAAAACUCUUCUCCCAUUUCCUGCAACAUACCUCUGCGAGACUGGCUUCUCAACCAUGAGUGUCAUUAAGACAAAGUACAGGAAUAGUAUGGAUAUUCAUUCUUCAUUGCGCGUGGCACUGUCCUCAAUUGAACCACGAUUGGAUAAGCUGACAAAGAAGAAGCAGCUCACCUUUCACAUUAGUAAAGGUUAAGGUUUUAACAUGCCUAUUAUUGUGUUAAUAAAAUAAUCAUCAAUUUCAUAUUUUAGUGAUACGACAUAUUUUCAAAAUUGUUAUGUCUUCAAUUUAAUGUUGCCUAUUCCUUUCAAUCUUUGUUUUAACGUCUUUAUGCAUUGGGGUUUAAAAUAACCAAAAUAUAUAAUUUUUUUUACCUACUUUAUUCAUUAUAA